Rodentolepis nana is the source of this 2286-nucleotide messenger RNA. Lineage: Eukaryota; Metazoa; Platyhelminthes; Cestoda; Cyclophyllidea; Hymenolepididae. The record is from the annotation of a GenBank genome assembly.
AUGUUCAAACCCAUAGUCACAGAUCCUAUUCGUCUUGACGAACUAUUUACUAAGGUAAAUGUGGUUUCUUCUCUCAGCUGUGAAAUUCAGAAUACAAACAACACUUUGUUAGCUCAGAAGGUUCGGGAUGAAGCCAGGGCCUCCCUUCUAGAGGCUAAGAGUGCGGGACUCCUUGAUAAUGAAGACUUAGCUGAUACUUCUACUGAUAGUGGAAGAAGUUUUAUUACGUACCCAAACUUCCUGAAGGCCAAAGAUGAAGCCUGUCCUAAAGCCAAGCAAUACUUCACUGCAACAAUAUUCGCCAAACUCUGUCACGGAGAGCGAUUUUCUCGCGUGAACAUUCUAAGUUUCUUCAACUACGUCAUGAAAACUGUCUGGUUGCAGCAAACGCGAAUUGGAAUUUCCCUCUACGAUGCUCAUGGCGACGGUUACCUUCGGGAAGGUGAUCUCGAAAGCUACAUUUCAGAACUCAUUCCUUCUCUCUGUAAAACUGAGGAGUCUACUCGGAAUCCAGAAGUAAUUGUUAAGCCUCCAGAAACUGAUGCUUCUUUGGUUGAUGGGUCUUCAACAUCCGAGGUUGGUGAGAGUACAAGUAGCAAGGUCGAAUCUGAACGACCCACUAAAAAUAGUAUCCAUAUUCUUCAGAAAGAAGAAACCGAAGAAUUGGAGGUUACUAAAUUGAAGAAACUCGAACAAUACCCUCUCAGUGCAUCGUUGAACGGAGUCGAUGAUGCCUUCAGAACUUUUUACGUCUGUACCGCAGUUCGCAAAUUCCUCUUUUUCCUCGACCCCUUGCGUGCUGGACGCGUCCGUAUCUGUGAUAUCCUUGCUUGUGGUUUCCUUGACAACAUUUUAGAGCUACGAGAAGCUUCUACAACUCAGGCACGCUUGGAAGAAAAUUGGUUCUCUUUGGAAUCAGCAAAACGUAUCUACGCGAGUUAUCUUCGACUGGAUACUGAUCAAAAUGGCAUGCUCUCAAGAAAGGAGUUAGCCGGCUACAAUAACGAGUCGCUGACAGAUGCCUUUCUCGAUCGCGUCUUCCAGGAAUGUCUCACUUAUGAGGGUGAGAUGGAUUACAAAGUCUACUUAGAUUUUGUCCUAGCAAUGGAGAACCGCAGUGAACCCCAAUCAAUCGCUUAUAUCUUCCGAAUUGUUGAUUUAGGGGGUCAGGGCCGGUUGUGCGUCAAAACUGUUGAGUACUACCUCAACUCACUUUUAGAGAGCCUCGGAGAUGGGCCAGAUACUCCAAGAACAUGUGAUAUAAUCAAUGAAAUCUUCGAUAUGAUCCGGCCUAAGCAUCCUGACUAUAUUACACUGGACGAUUUACUCAGAUCAGGUAAAGGCGACACUGUUUUAGGAAUUUUGACCGACGUUCAAUGCUUCAUGUUGUACGAGAAUCGCGAAGCCCUUGCAGCUGGUAUUCAAGCUGAUAUUCAAUUUUUCUCACCAAUUGUCUUUGCUAAGUUAUCGAAAAUGGAUCAAUUUUCAAGAGUGAAAUUAUCCGAUUUUUGUGCCUAUGUUAGCAAAAUGACAUGGCUUAAUCGAACACGUGUUGAAAUAUCGAAAUACGAUGCGAUUGGAAAGGGUUAUUUAGUUGAACAUGAACUUGAACAUUACCUGCAAAGCCAACUUCCCUUUCUGCAGCAAAUUAAAAAGAUUGAACGGUGGUUCAUCCCAUACUACAUAUGCACGAUUUCUAGAAGAUUCUUCUUUUUUCUUGAUCCAAUUCGCGUUGGACGUGUCCGAAUUUGUGAUGUUAUGGCCUCUGGAUUACUAGAAUCAUUUUUUGCUCUUGGUUUUAAGAAAGAGAAAAAAUCAGCGAAUAACCAUUUCACGCUAUCUUCAGUCAAACGUGCAUAUGAUAACUUUGUCAAAUUAGAUAUUAAUAAGGACGGAUCACUUUCCCGAGAUGAACUCUUUCGAAUGCCUACUGGAAUUGGACACUUAAGUAAAUUUUUCGUUGAUUUCUUCUUUGCCACACAUCCGUCAAGGAAUGGCGUUAUUCUACUUUAUUACUUAACAUGUUUACAGGAUUAUCGAACUUAUAUGGAUCUCGUAUUGGCUCUAGAAAAUCGAGAAUCGACUCAAUCGAUACGAUAUCUUUUUAAUGCUUUUGAUAUUGCCGGUCAUGGGAAACUAAAAAUUUCGAUGAUUGAGGAUAUAUUCAAUGAAUCUGAUCGAGAAUCCGGCUUGAAGGAAUUUCGUAAUUUUUAUAGUUUUGUCUUUGAUAAAUUUAAACUGAAGGAUCCAGAAUAUAUUACUCUAAAUGAACUGCUUAAUUCGUGA